Molecule: messenger RNA, 159 nt
Organism: Symbiodinium sp. CCMP2592
Lineage: Eukaryota; Dinophyceae; Suessiales; Symbiodiniaceae
Source: the annotation of a GenBank genome assembly
AUGGCGCAUCAGAAAAUGAGGUUGGAGGAAGCCAUCGGCCGCGCGAUAGGGGACAUCGGUGCCCAGUUGGACGUUCAUGCUGCGCUGCUGCCUACGAUCAACAUCCUGCCCUGGCUGAACUGGGGCAGGGCCCAAGAGAGCUACGGCGAGGACCGGUAA